Aspergillus wentii DTO 134E9 is the source of this 1784-nucleotide messenger RNA. RefSeq lists its product as uncharacterized. The record is from RefSeq and is a predicted model, not a curated record. NCBI's taxonomy places the organism in Eukaryota, Fungi, Ascomycota, Eurotiomycetes, Eurotiales, Aspergillaceae. Gene Ontology annotation, molecular function: protein binding. The coding region runs from base 62 to 1498 and encodes 478 amino acids. The transcript has 2 exons.
GCCUCCAACUCCCUUCACCCACCAUCAUCGUCUAUCCUCACUCCUCCACGCCCGACUCUCUAUGUCUCUCCCACGGGUCUCACACCCCCUUUGCAGAUGGCAACGGGCAUCAUCACAGCUAGGGUCAUCUUGCCUAGCUCUACCAUCUACGCCGAACCACAGCCGCAGUCCCUCGUACAUCCAUAACAACACCCGCAGUUCCCCGAACAGAAACAGGCCAUUCCAUUCUUCCACCUCUCACAAUGCCGCCAGAUCACCAGCUGCUCGGCGAGUGGUCAACCACAGAUCGGAAUACGUACAUGCGGGAACACCUCUACGCUCUACUCCAGUCGGCGGAGACCUGAGGGUGCGCCUUAAAAACCUACAAGACAGGGCACCGCACCUAUGGGACUAUGCACGGUCUCAUGGAUCUCUGGAUCGCUCAAUCAAUCUGAGCACAUUCAAGAAAAUUGCAAUGGAAUUAGCUGGCCGUUCUAGUGCUGAGCCUCCAUCUGGGCUGGCAGUUCGAGGCAUUUCGAAAGAUGUCGAUACUGUCUUCCAAAUCUCCUUUGCCCUCGCCCCAGCCGACGAAGGUCUCCGAGAAUGGGCCCUUGCUGCAUGCGCCCACGCAGGUGCCAAAUUGCCUAUUCUUAUAACAGCAGGACGCUACCUCAAACGUGCGUCGACAGCGCCACCGCCCCGGAUUAAAUUUAUCCAAGAUCUGGAGAAAAUAGCCCUGGAAGACCGGGACCCGCGCGCCAUGGUUCUCUACGCCAAAGUCCUGGGCCUUCGCGAAAAGUUCCCCGAGGCGCUAGCGCUCAUGGAUGAGGUCAUGCAAAAAGUCUACCCGGUCAAGACGCAAUCGGCUGAUAAGGGGUUUUUCCUCGUCGGAAUCGACACUCCGUGGGAAAUCUACGCGUGGCUGAAGGAGAUAUCAGGCGAUAGUGCCGGGACGGACGAAAUAAUGAAGACCGCCGCGCUGGUGUAUCAGGACAAAGAGGCGCUGCUCAGUUACGCCCUGAUCAUGAUGCAAAAGGGUGAUUACGAGAUGUACGAAGAGUGCAUGAACAAGGCGGCCUCUGCUGGCAACGCGGAAGCAUGUCGGAAACUGGCCAAUUUCUACUACCUUACCUACCACGGGCGGUUUCCUCGUCGUGGCGAAAAAGUCCCCGAAAAGUCCACAGCAGAAGAUGCGCCCAAGGGCGGAGAAACGGGCACAGAGGAGAAAAAGGGCCUGCUUGACUACUUCUCCUCGAUGUUCCUUCGGAUUCGACCCCGUGCCGAAUAUCGCACCCUAGCCCUAAACUGGUACGAACUAUCCUUCAGCCAUGGCGACCACCAAUCAGCCCUGAUUCUCGCUUUGCUCCUGCGCGAGGAAGGCCAGAGGGAAGAUGGAUUCGGUUUCCUUGAAUUGGCCGAGCAGUCGUUGAAACUCCGAACCUUGACUCAAAGGUUCAAGCCUAAUUGGUUCGACCCUGAAUACGUCCCCAAAAUGCCCGUUCAGUUGUUGGAUGUUUGAUUAUGGGCAAGCAAGGUUGAUAUCGUGAUACCUAUGAACAAAAAAAAACCAAGAUAAUCGUGUAUAGUAGACUUUAACUUCUGUCUUAAGAUUUGCUGCGCGUUCUCCCCUGUUUUAUGAUGAUACCCCAUGCAGUUGCCAAAAUUGGAGAAGAAAAUUGUAAAAAGAAAGAGACGGGGGGUUCGCGUUUCCUCAUUGUAUAACAGUCAAUCUAUUUCGAAAGGGAAGCUGUUUCGGUUCCUCCAUUUCUAAAAUGAAAUGAAAUUUACUAAAUUAUUACGGUUCG